Molecule: messenger RNA, 906 nt
Organism: Guyanagaster necrorhizus
Lineage: Eukaryota; Fungi; Basidiomycota; Agaricomycetes; Agaricales; Physalacriaceae
Product: Clavaminate synthase-like protein
Exons: 9
Coding region: 1-906 (301 amino acids)
Source: RefSeq, a predicted model, not a curated record
AUGGCUAUUGAAGUUGAGCACUACAUUCAGCCACCGGCUACCGAAGAGCCUCUGGACUAUGCUGACCUUCCAAUAAUUGACCUAUCCAAGGCACCGCGUCCAGAUGAAAACCAACGAAUCUUUGACAUUGCUGACAUCCCAUUCUCUGUCGUCAACGAUGAAGAAAAGCGGCAUUAUGAGGCGGAAAUGAUGCAGACAGGCUCCUACCAGGGAUAUAAACUCCGACAGUACUGGCACAUUGACAACGGUGUGAAAGAUCAAAUUGAGCAUUACAAUUUCCACCGAGAUGUUACCAUGCGACAGCAUCCCGAAUGCCUGCGUCCAUACCUUGGAGAGAUCGAAACAUUCAUGAAGCACAAUCACUUCAAUGUUCUUCAUCCCAUUCUGCGACUCCUCGCACUGAGUUUUGGCCUGCCAGAAAAUGCCCUCGUGGAUAUUCACGGAUACUCAUCUGUUGGAGAAACAUUUUAUUUUGGUUCAAUCACCAUCCUGUACAGUCAGCCCGUGUCGGCGUUGCAAAUCCUUACACCCUCGGGGGAUUGGAAGUGGGUGAAACAUAUUGAGAACGCACUGGUCAUUAAUGCUGGAGAUGCGCUCGAAUUUCUAUCAGGAGAGGUUUUUCGCUCUACGAUCCAUCGGGUCGUUCAGCCACCUCAGGACCAGCAAGGGUGCCCACGUCUCGGAGUAUUUUAUUUCGCCAUGCCAGACGACAACGUGAAGCUCCUCCCUUUGGUUGACAACAAAGUCCUGAGUCGGCGAUUUGUGGAUGCGGACGCCCCGACCAUGGGAGAGUGGCGAAAAGGGAGGAUCGCUGCGUAUGGAAAGACCCAGUUGAGAAAGGCUGAAGGAGAAGAGAGGGUCGAGGAAGAAGUCGUCGCUGGAGUUGUGACGAAGCAUUACAACUAA